AUGAAUGCCUUCCAGCCCACAGUGACACGAGAAACCAAGGCUCCGGAAGCACCUGAGCCUGCUCCCAAGAUCGAAAUUCCUCGUCCUCCAAAGCCCACAUUCACAACGCAAAAACUUUCCAAGGAAGCCGAUUUACGGGGUGCCAUGAAACAGUGGGUAGGGUCAUUCACCGAUGAGGCUCCUUAUGGGGAAGACGUCACCGCACUUGUCAAGUAUCUUCACAAUGUGGUACUGGAGGAGAGGAAUUUGAGCAAAGCAGUCAAUGUGGUGAAGUGGAUUGAUUAUCUUAUUGGUGAUGAAGCGGAUAACAAGGAAAGCUUUGCACAAAGAGAGUGGGAAAAUGCUCUUGUUUUGAUCAAGAAUGGUGUUUUGAAGGCGGCGAGAGCGAGGGGCUUGGGUAGGGUGUCUUUUGAUUAG
This is a messenger RNA of Pyrenophora tritici-repentis Pt-1C-BFP, 417 nucleotides long. Lineage: Eukaryota; Fungi; Ascomycota; Dothideomycetes; Pleosporales; Pleosporaceae. The record is from RefSeq and is a predicted model, not a curated record.